Bombyx mori (domestic silkworm) is the source of this 1025-nucleotide messenger RNA. It is a transcript of the gene RpS26, whose product is annotated as ribosomal protein S26. Gene Ontology annotation, biological process: translation. The coding region runs from base 598 to 996 and encodes 132 amino acids. The record is from RefSeq and is a predicted model, not a curated record. Gene Ontology annotation, cellular component: ribosome; cytosolic small ribosomal subunit. The transcript has 4 exons. Gene Ontology annotation, molecular function: structural constituent of ribosome; mRNA binding. Lineage: Eukaryota; Metazoa; Arthropoda; Insecta; Lepidoptera; Bombycidae.
AGCCAGUCACCGUUGACGCCCUAGACACGUCCUUACGGAUCCAUCAGGUCCAAUAACCCUUGCAUUAGAAUCUUUAGCUCUAACACUAGGAGCAGGCUUAGGGACGCGGGUAACCGUACUCGUCGAACUCAGCAAAGAGUUCGACGUGCAAUCUAAUCUAAACAUCAGCCUGCUGAGUUUCUCGCCGGAUCUUUUUAGUGGUAGUACAUUCAUUCGCAAAGCAGCUACUGCUAAGUUGUUAGGUCUCCUUAGGAGGCGCUCGGGUGGCUGUUAGCAAUUUCUCACCCUCCAGGCUGAGCCCUUGCUCGCCCAUCUGUCCUGGUGAACCUGGAAAGGCAUCUGGGCCACUAGUAAUCCCUCAAUCAUAAAAAAGACUAAAUAACAGAAAUGAACGGAAUUACUCCAAAUAAGUUAACAGUUUCUGCAAAAGUAACUUCCGAAAUAAUGAUUAAUGCCCGAAAAAACUAAACGAAAUCUUGAAUAUGGUAGUAUCGAAAUCAGCACGAUACGAACCAACAAUUCCAACAAAUCGGAAAUCGUUCGAUGGUAUCGAACCGGUCACUUCGAUAUUUUUGCUCUCGUAUUGUCUAUUCCUGAAUGAAAGUUCUUUUCCGCCGUUCUUUGUUCACCGGAUCGGAGGUUAGAAACAUGACUCGUAAGCGCCGUAAUGGAGGACGCGCCAAGCAUGGACGUGGUCACGUUAAAGCCGUGAGAUGCACAAACUGCGCGCGGUGCGUGCCAAAGGACAAGGCCAUCAAAAAGUUCGUGAUUAGGAACAUCGUAGAAGCGGCGGCGGUCAGAGAUAUUAACGAUGCCUCUGUAUACCCAAUGUUCCAGCUCCCUAAGUUAUACGCUAAGCUCCACUACUGCGUGUCAUGCGCCAUCCACAGCAAAGUUGUCAGGAACAGAUCGAAGAAAGACAGAAGAAUCCGUACUCCUCCCAAGAGUAACUUCCCUAGGGACAUGUCACGUCCACAGGCAGUGCAAAGGAAGUGAUUUAUUAUUAAAUAAAUAAUAAAAUAACA